Molecule: messenger RNA, 2368 nt
Organism: Phascolarctos cinereus (koala)
Lineage: Eukaryota; Metazoa; Chordata; Mammalia; Diprotodontia; Phascolarctidae
Gene: MXRA7
Product: matrix remodeling associated 7
Source: RefSeq, a predicted model, not a curated record
CCCCCCCCCCGACGCCGGCCCCCGGGCUCCGCCUCGAGGUGGGACGGGAUCCAGGCCCCCAAGCCCGGGACCCCUGCCCUGCAUCCCGGGCGGGGGAUGGAGGCGCUGGCGGAGCUGCUGGCCGCGCUGCCGUUCUGGGGGACCGCGUUGGCGCUGCUGCUCGCCUCGCUGUGGCUCUGGCGGAGCCAAGCCCGUGCGCCCCGGAGCUCCGAGCUUCCUGCUCUCCCAAAGCAGGCCCGGCCCUCCGCGGGCGCCGAAGAGGUGCAGACGCGCGGAUCCGCAUCGUACGAGCUAGAGGAGCCUUGGGUGAGGGCAGGGAAGGAGGAGGAGGAGGAGGAGGAGGAGCCGCAGCCGGAGGAGGAAGAAGCGAGGCAGAAGGAAAAGCCAAACUCUGACAGUAAGAAGAUGCCACUACUAGCUGACCUAGAAGAAGAUGAAGAGGAGGUAUUCUCAUUUAAAUAUAGCCCUGGGAAAAUGCGAGGAAACCAAUAUAAGAGGAUGAUGACCAAAGAAGAGUUGGAGGAAGAACAGAGGGUUAAAAAAGAACAGCUAGCUGCCAUCUUCAAACUCAUGAAGGACAACACUGAGACUUUUGGAGAGAUGUCUGAUGGAGAUAUGCAGGAACAGCUCAAGCUUUAUGAUAUGUAGGCUCAAAAACAACAGAGCUCUUCAACAGCUGCUGCCUUACUCUGCAACAAGACUUUGAAAACAAUUGUACUGUGACUGUUAUUAGAUUAGAAACUCUUGUUUUCAGAUUUUUAUAGGUUUAAAUACAUACAUAUGCAUAUAUAUGUAUAUAUAUGUAUGUUCUUUUUGCAUAUGCUAUUUAUAUUUUAUCUCAUAGGGAUCAGCAAUACUCCGCAUAGAGGAAGAGGGGUGGGCAGACCCUGUUAGCUGAGUUUCCCUCCUUAUUCCUUGUUGUUGAGGUUCGGACUAUGUGACAUAAUUAGUACAUAUACCUUAUCUUUUCACUUGAGCUAAGAAAUUCCUCAUGUUAGUUCCAAGACAGACAGUAAUAUGGGACCAGACUAGAUGAUGCUGACUCAGGGCUGACUCAGUCCUAACUCCUGACACAGUAGUAAGCUGUUUGGGAGGAUUUAGGAGUGCUAAAAGUUAUAGUAUCUUUACUAUUGGCAUCCUUAUAAGGCUUUUAUAGAGUUAGGGUCUAAGAAUUUUUUUGAGGAUCUGAAGUCUGUUUCUUCCUAGACAGUCUAAAAGUCUAUUUCAAAGACUCAUCUUCCUUUGUGGAUCAAAAUAAAGGUACUAGAAAUGAUGUUAUAAGAAUCUGUUCUAUGUUAUUUCUAGUCCUUGUUCAAUUCAAGUGUAUGAAGAGUGCUAGGCACUGCAGGAUAUACAAAAGAAGCAAAAGAUGUGGCAUUUGACUUGGAGGAACUGCCAAUUUCUAGGGAAAGAAAUAACCCCAACAUAAAACAAUAGAGAUAACAAAAUAUUUAACUGACAUCUAGACAGGAACUCCUCUGAUGGCUUAUUGUGGUAUGGAAAUGACCCUUAGUUCUUGAAGGUUCUUCAAGUGUGUGAGCUGGAGGAGGAACUCAUUUUUAUGCUCUGGGCACCAGUCCAGCUUUGUUUGGAGAGAUUCAUCACCUCACAUGGCUUCAGAUUAAUGAAUCAUUAGCCAUAGCAACUCUUAAAGACUUAUCUGCCAAGGGGUAAUAAUAGCUAGCAUUUUUGCAGUAUCUUAAGGUUUGCAAAGCACUUUACAUAUUGACAGGAAUAUCCACAUUGUUGAAAUCAUAAACCCGUUGAAGUGUGAGUGCAUCCAAUUUUCUACUUAGUUGCAGCGACUGCCAGUUACAAUUCUGGCUCAGAAGCUGAAAGAUGCCUUUAUGCAGAAUGGGAUCCCUCAGGUCUGAUUGCUAAACUGUGUCAGUCAAGUUGCUGCAAUCAUUUCCCAGCAACCAGUGGUUCCAUCAUGUUUGUACUCAUGCUCCAGCAUGUUUUAUUACAUUUUUGUUUGCCUACUUCAUGUGCAGCUUUUCCAAGUCACCUCAUCCACAACAUGAAGCUACUGUUUAGUUAAUUAUGAGUCUCGUGCACUAAACUAAUAAACGACUUUGAGUUCAUUUUUCUGAUAAUAGAUCAAUUUACUUCUGCCUCACUGGUGGAAAAAGCAGGCCCAUUUGUGGCCAAAACAGCCGUCUCAGAACUAACUCUCAAACAGGUGUAUGGUUUCAAAUAAAGUAUGUGGCAUGUCCCAUGUUAAUUUUUUUCUUUUCUUUUUUCUUAAAAACUACGAUUUGUUAUGUAGGAUAACUCUCUGAGAGGAAGACAGGGAAGUAGAUGAAUGCUGGGAGAAAUUCUGGUGAUAUUAAAAAAAAGAUAUAAAUAAAAAUUUGUAAAAAGGAAA